This is a messenger RNA of Episyrphus balteatus (marmalade hoverfly), 2617 nucleotides long. Its product is annotated as proline-, glutamic acid- and leucine-rich protein 1. The transcript is spliced from 8 exons. Gene Ontology annotation, cellular component: nucleus. Lineage: Eukaryota; Metazoa; Arthropoda; Insecta; Diptera; Syrphidae. Bases 122 to 2566 code for a protein of 814 amino acids. Gene Ontology annotation, biological process: rRNA processing. The record is from RefSeq and is a predicted model, not a curated record.
UUUAACGUUACGUUAAAUGAGCACAUGUUAGCGAAAUGUCAGUUCAACAAACAACAAAAACACAAAUUCAAGUUUGGAAAUCGCCGGACGGACAAAAAGAAUUAUAAAAAUCUUUCAAUAAAUGGACGGAAUAUUAAACAUUUUCCAAGGCAUUACCAGGACUGAUGGUGAAAGUCUUGAUAUUUAUUUAAAUUCACUUAAGGAACACCAAUGUUUUCGAUUAAAAGGAACAAGUGGCAACGAUUCUAUCGUCCAACAUAUAACUUCUGUGCUAAGUAAGCCAGCGACUCGUCAUGAAGGUUUAGUUCUUCUAAAAUGCUAUCUUGAUCAGUGCCCAGUUGAAGCAUUGGAGCAGAAAGGUCAUCUCUGGUUGACUUUGGCUCUGAAAGCCUGCAAUCCUAAAGAAUUGGAGAGUGUUGGCGAACUAGUCUAUGUUGUACUGAAAACCCUUGCGAUAAAAAGUGUUGACAUUCCCGAUCUCUCCAAAGCGUUUAUUAGUAAUUUCCUUAAUAAAAUCUACGAUUCUCUGAGUUCAGUAAUACCAUUAGCUUACCAAUCGGCUUUGGAAUGUAUAGAAACUUGUUUGCGUCUUCAUCCAGGGCCAAGUGGUCCAUCACGUGGGUCAAUAGAAAAGUUUCUUCUCAAAUUCACUGAUACUACAGAUGAAAAUUUGUCUUUGUUGAGUGGAAAAUGUCUUCAUUUGCUGCAACAAGUUCGUGGUGGUGGUGUUCAAGGAAUCAGCCAAAAAGCUGCUUGGCAAAAUUAUCAAAUGAAACUUCUCGGAAGUCUUCAUAGUUUAAUGGAUUCGGCAUUUGCUAAUUGUACUGAAUUGUAUGAUGAUUUUGUUGAGAAGGAACAACUUAAUAUUGCCCCGCUGGUAUUGAGUGAUGAACCAGUUAAGAGAGCAAUGCAAAUCUAUAUUAGAUUUAGGAAUUUGAUUAGAUAUUUGAUUGCAGCAUUACGUCAACCCUAUCCAGUUCCAAAGGCAAUAGCUCCAAAGAAAAUUCUUAAUCUUAUUACACGAGGAUUGGGCGUUACUUGUUUGAUGUUGCAGAGAAAUCAAAUAUCUGAUAAUUUAGCAAUUGGAACAUUGUUGCCGAAAAUGCAAAUGCAUUUGUGGGAGUUAUUAGAAGCAACAAUUCUAACCUUGAAAUCACAUUUGGCCAUGUACCACACUUCCAUCUUAGGAGUCAUCCUCGAUACUCUCAAAUGGACAUCUUCUAAAAAAUCCAAUGGCCAUCAAAAACCAUACACAUCUCUAAGAUCUUCUGCUUACAAAGCUCUUAGUCUGUGGUGUAACACAAUGAAACAUGGUAGCAGAUGUGAAAUAAUUGCCGAUAACAUUAUCGAAGAAAUUAACUUUGAUAUUACUCCUUAUGAAAAUGCUUUUACACUCAAGGUUCUUAGUGGUGCAAAGAAGCACAUGUCGAAGAAGGCUCGUCGUCAAUUGCAUAAGGCCCAAAACGAACAGUCAAAUUUGGCUCAAACUCACUCUAACCCAAGUGAUUCACAGGCCAAAAAACAAAUUCUUAGCGAUGAGGGCAAUCAAAAACUAUGUAUAGCAGCUCUUCAAUGUCUUCGUAGUGUCUUUCUGUCUGCUGGAUGUUUCUUAAAACCAACAGUUGUCAAGUCUACACAUCUUAAAAUCGUUGGCAUUUGCCUUUCACUUUCUAAUGCAACAUUGAAAAGGGAGCAUCUUUACAACAAUUAUCUAUGUCGCCUAGAAGUAUACAACGUCUUGUAUUCACUCAUCCUUUCUCCACAUCACCUUUGUCCACCACCAACGCAAAUUACAAUAAGUCUUCUAAAAACUGCUCACAUUGGCGAUUCAAAUGUAAAAGUUCGUGAAACUUGUUCAAUGUUCUUAAACUACAUCGAGAAGAUAAUUCAUCCACAAAAGGAGAGUUUAAUAUUUCCACCAGAUAUUCGUGAAAUUAAAAAUGCAUUCCUAAAAGUAGGCAAGGAAAAAUUACUAACUGAAGAUCCAAUGAUUAAUGGAGAUGAUGAUGAAGAUGACGAAGAAGAUGAGUCAUCAGAGGAUGAAGAAAAUGAACCAACUCCAGCAAUAGAAGACGAAGAAAUGGUAGAUUUAAGUGCUCCAAUUGCACCAGAAUCUUCAAAAAAACCUGAAUUUAAAACUCCAAAUAGUGAAAUUCAAACAGUUUCGGUAGAUUUGACUGCAGAUGAAAGUUUUGCCAAAGAUGCAUCAAUUCACUUAGAUUCAUCAAAUGACUCUGUAGAAUAUAUUCCAGAAAAACAAAAUAAACAGAUUACAGAAGAAAAUAUUGAAAUGCCAAAAUCACCUGAAAUGAAUUUACGAGUCGAAGAAGAUGAAGAUGAUGAUAUUGAAGAAGUACCAGUCACAGAAAAGGUUUCGGAAGUAGCCAAUAAAGUUGGUGAAAAUAGUGUGAAUGAUAAUGAAAAUGAAGCAUCAUCACCUAAGAAACCAAGAUUGGAAGAAACUACUCCAGUGGAUAGUAAUAAGGAAGGAGAAGAAAAACAAAAUGAUGACAGUGAAGCAUGCUUUGAGGAUAUCGCUGCUACAUUUGUUGAUGAAUUAAACUAAGUUUUUGUAUUGUGUUUUUGGACGAAGAAUUAUUGAUUUUGUUUUUGAAAA